UUGGUGAUUCGUCGAGUACGGAAUCGCGAAACAGAUGUCGUAAUUCGGCAAUUUCAAGUUCGGACAGUUGCAGAGGNUUUUUGUUUUGUUCCAUCUUUUUUCAUUUGUUUAGUCUCAGUUGUGAAAUCAGAGAAUGUGAUUCGUGGAUUUGUUCAGAGAUUCAAUUGCAAAAUUCUUCGUCCUUCAUUCCUGUCCUUCAUCGAUUUAUUUUAUUUAUCUUUCUCUCACAUCAGUUUUUUUCGCCUUUGA
Molecule: messenger RNA, 249 nt
Organism: Anisakis simplex (herring worm)
Lineage: Eukaryota; Metazoa; Nematoda; Chromadorea; Rhabditida; Anisakidae
Source: the annotation of a GenBank genome assembly